Harpegnathos saltator (Jerdon's jumping ant) is the source of this 1974-nucleotide messenger RNA. RefSeq names its product cytochrome P450 enzyme phantom (gene phtm). Lineage: Eukaryota; Metazoa; Arthropoda; Insecta; Hymenoptera; Formicidae. The transcript has 9 exons. Bases 56 to 1849 code for a protein of 597 amino acids. Gene Ontology annotation, cellular component: intracellular membrane-bounded organelle; cytoplasm. Gene Ontology annotation, molecular function: steroid hydroxylase activity; heme binding; oxidoreductase activity, acting on paired donors, with incorporation or reduction of molecular oxygen, reduced flavin or flavoprotein as one donor, and incorporation of one atom of oxygen. Gene Ontology annotation, biological process: xenobiotic metabolic process. The record is from RefSeq and is a predicted model, not a curated record.
UGGAAGUUUUCGGUCUCGCUCUUAACGCUCGGCUAAAUAUCUCGAUCCUACUCUAAUGUCGUCCGUGGAGAGUAUCGCAGAACAAAAUCUUCGCUGCCGCAGCACGAAGCGGUUGUCAUUUGGUAGUCAAACUAUCCGGGGAUCACUUUCGACAAUAGUCGACGACGCGGCGACAUUUAGCCCGAGACCGUGCCGCUCGUCGGAUCGUGAAUCCCCUUCGACGUUCCUUCCAGUUAUAUCCGUUCAGGCAGGCAGGCAGACCGUGAGACCUCACCACCUGACUAUCUUUACGAUCAUCAUUCGGCGGUUUACGGAUUCGGCGUCACUUUCAGGCGGCCCUUUCGCGGUCCCCCCAAGCUCACCCCCAAUCAUGACGCUCCUCGUAUACAUCACCCUCGGUGCGUGUUUCCUAAUUCUGCUCUACACCCUCCGCAAAAAUCGCAAGACCUUCCGACUGCCCCCGGGACCACCCGGCAUCCCCUUCCUCGGCUAUUUACCGUGGUUAGACGCGAAGAACCCUCACUUGUCGCUGACGAAUCUCGCGAGGAAGUACGGAGCGAUCUGCGGACUCCGAAUGGGCUCGGUCUACACGAUCCUGCUGUCGGAUCCUCGGCUGGUGAGGCAAGCCUUCGCUAAGGACGCGUUCGCCGGCAGGGCUCCGCUCUAUUUGACGCAUGGGAUUAUGCAAGGAUACGGCCUCAUUUGCGCCGAAGGUGACCUCUGGAAGGAUCAAAGGAGGUUCGCAGCCGGAUGCCUGAGGAAUCUCGGCAUGGUGAAGUUCGGCUUCAGGAGGGACAAGAUGGAGGAGAGGAUCCUCGCGGUCGUGAACGAAUGCUUAUCGAAACUAAGUAGCCGCAUGGCGGACGGCGGUAUCGACCCGCUGGAGACGCUUCAUCACUGUAUGGGCAACUUGAUGAACGAUCUCGUGUUUGGCAAAAUUUACGAGGAAGACGACGAGACGUGGAGGUGGCUGCGGCACUUGCAGGAGGAGGGAGUCAAGCACAUCGGGGUCGCCGGGCCGUUGAAUUUUCUGCCGUUCCUCAGAUUUUUACCACGCUACGGCAAAAUGAUGGAGUCGCUAAUUGACGGCAAGUUGAAGUCGCAUCGCUUCUACCAAACAAUCAUCGACGAGCACCGUGCGCGACCCAACAAGACGGACAGCUUCCUCGCGGCUUUCGACAAGGAGAUGAGGAACAAGACCGACGCGGGCGACGCUGGGUACUUCACUCGGCCGCAGUUUCAUCAUCUGUUGAGCGACAUCUUCGGCGCCGGCGUCGACACCACUCUGACGACUCUUCGUUGGUUCCUGCUCUUCAUGGCGGUUUACCCGGACGAGCAAAGAAAAGUGUCGGACGAACUGAUGGGACAUCUGAUGGGACAAAGGCAGCCUUGUUUGGCAGAUAGGACCGUUUUAAUUCGACUGGAAGCCGCCAUUUCAGAGACGCAAAGGCUGCGAAGCGUUACACCGGUUGGCAUCCCUCAUGGAACAAUUCAGGACACCCAAAUAGGCGACUACGAUGUACCGAAAGGCAGUAUGGUUAUUCCGUUGCAAUGGGCUAUUCACACGGAUCCUUCUUACUGGCAUGAGCCGCUCUCCUUUAAACUCGAGAGAUUUAUCGCGCAAGAUGGGAGUCUCGCCAGGCCGGAAGCCUUUUUGCCUUUUCAAACGGGUAAACGCAUGUGCGUCGGCGACGAGCUGGCCAGGAUGAUACUGUUCCUGUUCGCUGCGAGAAUCCUCCAUACGUUCGUCAUCUCGAUGCCGCCCGACACGCACGUCGACCUCGACGGCGAGUGCGGCAUCACCCUGGUGCCGAAGCCGCAUCGACUGCUUUUUACGGCGCGGCAGUAGAUUCACCCGCGUCCGUGCUUUCGCACACGUGUAUGUGUGACAUAUUGCGCGUAUGUGCGCGUGCGCGCGCACACACACACACACACACACACACACACCCAAGCAUAUAUACGCUUUCGCAUUGU